GCCUGGCUACCAUGCCAUCUCCUCUCCCCCUCUCCUUCCUUCUCUUCCUUACCCUUGUAGGAGGCAGGACCCAGAAGCCGGUACAGGUGGAGAUAGAAGAGGGAGGCGAUCUUGUGCUGCCGUGCCUCUCGGACCCCCCAUCUACCUCUUCUGAGAAGCUGGCCUGGUAUCGAGGAAAUCAGUCUACACCCUUCUUGGAGCUGAGCCUAGGGUCUCCAGGCCUGGGCCUGCGGGUGGGGCCCCUGGGAGUCUUGCUAGUCAUUGUCAAUGUCUCGGACCAUAUGGGGGGCUUCUACCUGUGCCAGAAGAGGCCCUCUUUCAAGGAUACCUGGCAACCUGCCUGGACGGUGAAUGUGAAGGAUAGUGGGGAGCUGUUCCGCUGGAAUGCUUCAGAUAUAGGGGACCUGAAAUGUGGCCUGAAGAACAGGUCCUCAGGGAGCCAUAGCCCUGCUUCUGGUUCCCGCAACAAAUCCUGGCUGUAUGUGUGGGCGAAAGACCAUCCUAAGGUCGUGGGGACAGAGCCUGUAUGUGCCCCACGGAGGAUCAGUCUGAAUGAGAGUCUAAUCAACCAAGAUCUCACUGUAGCCCCUGGCUCCACAGUUUGGCUCUCCUGUGGGGUACCCCCUGUCCCAGUGACAAGAGGCUCCAUUUCCUGGGUCCAUGUACAUCCUAGGUCUAAUGUUCCAUUACUGAACCUAAGCCUUGGGGAAGAGCACCCAAGAAGAGAGAUGUGGGUUUGGGGGCCUCAUCUGUCACUGCCUCAAGCCACACCUUUAGAUGAAGGUACCUAUUAUUGUCUCCACGGAGGCCUGACCAUCGAGAUGCACGUGAAGGUCAUUGCAAGGUCAGUGUGGACCUGGCUGUUGGAAACUGGUGGAUGGAGGAUUCCAGUUGUGACUAUAGUAUAUCUCAUUUUCUGUCUGGUUUCUCUGGUGGCUUUUCUCUAUCUUCGAAGAGUCCUUAUCAAGAAGAGGAAAAGAAAGCGAAUGACGGACCCUGCCAGGAGAUUCUUCAAAGUGACCCCUCCCUCAGGAAACGGGACCCAGAACCAGUACGGGAAUGUGCUCUCCCUUCCUACAUCCACCUCGGGCUCGGCCCAUCAGCAUUGGGCUGCUGGCCUGGGGAGUACCAGUGGGUCCUAUGGAAAUCCACGCAUUGAAGUCCAGGACACUGGAGCUCAGAGCCAUGAAUCAGGGCUGGAAGAAGGGGAGGCCUAUGAAGAGCCGGACAGUGAGGAUGGCUCAGAGUUCUAUGAGAACGACUCCAACCUUGGGCAGGACCAGAUUUCUCAGGAUGGUAGUGGCUAUGAGAACCCUGAGGAUGAGCCCAUGGGUCCAGAGGAAGAAGACUCCUUCUCUAACGCUGAGUCUUACGAAAACGCAGAUGAGGAGCUGGCCCAACCAGUUGGCAGGACAAUGGACUUCCUGAGCCCCCACGGAUCUGCCUGGGACCCCAGCAGGGAAGCAUCCUCACUUGGGUCCCAGUCCUACGAGGAUAUGAGAGGGAUCCUGUAUGCAGCUCCCCAGCUCCGAUCGAUUCGGUCUGGUCCCAGUCAUGAAGAAGAUGCAGACUCUUAUGAAAACAUGGACAAGUCUGAUGAUCCAGAACCAGCAUGGGGAGGAGAGGACCACAUGGGGACUUGGGAUACCAGAUGACUCCCAAGUGACUAGCCUGGGCUUCCUCAGCUUCCAAGAACUACAUCCAACUCUGAAAUCUGGAGGUCCCAAGCAGAUGGUGUCAGUCAAUGAAAUAACCUUGUUUAGGAUGUGUGGACACGGACACACACCCACACUCCUACACGCGUACAAAUGAAGCUUCCUACCCACCCUUUCCUGUUU
Chionomys nivalis (European snow vole) is the source of this 1838-nucleotide messenger RNA. It is a transcript of the gene Cd19, whose product is annotated as CD19 molecule. Gene Ontology annotation, biological process: B cell receptor signaling pathway; regulation of B cell activation; B cell proliferation involved in immune response. The record is from RefSeq and is a predicted model, not a curated record. The coding region runs from base 12 to 1655 and encodes 547 amino acids. NCBI's taxonomy places the organism in Eukaryota, Metazoa, Chordata, Mammalia, Rodentia, Cricetidae. The transcript is spliced from 15 exons. Gene Ontology annotation, cellular component: external side of plasma membrane.